AGUUUUCAUUGCUGCAAGUGGUGCUAAGGGACCUUUUCCGUCUGGGGGAGGAGUUACGACAUAAGAGGGAGGAGUGUCCGUCGUGAUCAGACUCUCCAGCUGUGAGGAACCAGAGUCUUUAUUACACGUCACACGUUCUGUAUUCUCAUCUAUCACAAAGCAUGGACAUGGACGGAAGUCACAGGACUGAGAGGAUAAUAAAUAUCACCAUGGAGAUCAUCUACCUGCUGACCGGAGAGGAUUACACAGUAGUGAGGAAGACAUCCGGUGAGUAUGAGACACCCAGCAGCCGUCUCCGCGUGUCAGGAGGACUGAGCAGGACCCAGAGCCCCAUCACGGUGCCUCAACCUCACUCACUGAUACAUGAGAGACACAAUGACCAGAAAAUCCUGGAACUCGCCAACAAGAUCAUUCAGCUGCUGACUGGAGAGGAGGGGGAGAAUAUAGAGGAACACAGGGGUCUGUACAAGGACGUGAUGAUGGAGAAUCACCGGCCCCUCACAUCACUGGAUGGGCCCAGUAACAGAGAUACCCCAGAGAGAUGUCCCCGUCCUCUGUAUUCCCAGGAUUGUACAGAGGAGAAUCACAGGACCCCACAGGAGGAUCAGUUAGAACACCUGUCUGAUAUUAAAACAGAAGAUAUAGAGGGAGAAGAAGAGACGUAUGUGACUGAUAUGAAGACAGAAGAUAUAGAGAAAGAAGAAGAGACGUAUGUGACUGAUAUGAAGGGAGAAGAUAUAGAGGGAGAAGAAGAGACGUAUGUGACUGAUAUGAAGGCAGAAGAUACAGAGGGAGAAGAAGAGACGUAUGUGACUGAUAUGAAGGCAGAAGAUAUAGAGGAAGAAGAAGAGACGUAUGUGACGGAUAUGAAGGCAGAAGAUACAGAGGGAGAAGAAGAGACGUAUGUGACUGAUAUGAAGGCAGAAGAUAUAGAGGGAGAAGAAGAGACUUAUGUGACUGAUAUGAAGGCAGAAGAUAUAGAGGGAGAAGAAGAGACGUAUGUGACUGAUAUGAAGGCAGAAGAUAUAGAGGAAGAAGAAGAGACAUAUGUGACUGAUAUGAAGGUAGAAGAUAUAGAGGGAGAAGAAGAGACGUAUGUGACUGAUAUGAAGGCAGAAGAUAUAGAGGGAGAAGAAGAGAUGUAUGUGACUGAUAUGAAGGCAGAAGAUAUAGAGGGAGAAGAAGAGACGUAUGUGACUGAUAUGAAGGCAGUAGAUACGGAGGGAGAAGAAGAGCCGUAUGUGACUGAUAUGAAGGCAUUAGAUACGGAGGGAGAAGAAGAGACGUAUGUGAGAGGUGAUCAGCAGUGUAAGGAGGAGAAAAUUCCUACAGAUAUCAGCACAGCAGAUGGACACACAAGCAGGAAUAUCUCAGAAGGACAUCUAAUGUUAUCCCCGGAUUGUGAAAAAAAAGAUAAUGACAGUAGACCGGAUUCUCCAAGAGAUGAUCCUAUUACCCCAAUUAUACAUCCAGCUCUAUCAGCUGGUCCCUCUGAUCCUGGGAAAUGUUCUCCUGAUCACUCUGAUAUUGGUGCAUCUGUUACAGCUCUGACAGUAGAUACAGUGUUUCCCUGUUCUAUAGAUGCCAAAUGUUUUACACAGAACACAAACCUUAUUACCCAUCAAUCAGCUAAGGCAAGCGAGAGACUAUUACCAUGUUCUGAGUGUGGUAAGUGUUUUCCAUACAAAUCAGAUCAUGUUAAACAUCAGGGAAGCCACACAGGUGAGAAGCCAUUUUCUUGUUCUGAGUGCGGGAAAUGUUUUACACGGAAAUCAGGUCUUGUUACACAUCAGGGAAGCCACACAGGUGAGAAGCCAUUUUCUUGCUCUGAGUGUGGGAAAUGUUUUACACGGAAAUCAGGUCUUGUUACACAUCAACGAAGUCACACAGGAGAGAAGCCAUUUUCCUGUUCUGAAUGUGGGAAAUGUUUUAUAAGUAAAUUAUAUCUUGUUAGACAUCAGAUAAUUCACACAGGUGAGAAGCCAUUUUCUUGCUCUGAGUGCGGGAAAUGUUUUACCCUGAAAUCAAAUCUUGUUACACAUCAGAGAAGUCACACAGGUGAGAAUCCAUUUCAAUGUUCUGAGUGUGGGAAAAGUUUUACACACAAAUCAAAUCUUGUUAAGCAUCAGAGAAGUCACACAGGUGAGAAGCCAUUUUCUUGCUCUGAGUGCGGGAAAUGUUUUACCCUGAAAUAUAGUCUUGUUACACAUCAGAGAAGUCACACAGGUGAGAAGCCAUUUUCUUGCUCUGAGUGUGGGAAAUGUUUUACCCUGAAAUCAAAUCUUGUUACACAUCAGAGAAUUCACACAGGUGAGAAUCCAUUUCCAUGUUCUGAGUGUGGGAAAUGUUUUACCCAGAAAUCGCAACUUGCUUCACAUCAGAGAAGUCACACAGGUGAGAGGCCAUUUCCAUGUUCUGAGAAAUAAAUCAGCACACAAUAGACAUCACUCAGGUGAGGAACCAUUUUAUUCUUCUGGAGUAUACUUAUCAUUGCCAUGUAACAUUCAAGGUUCUUAUCCUAUCUCCCAUGCUUUUUGCAAUACACGUGCUACCACUGGGUGAAACAGACAUCAUGUCCUCGUUUACCACUGCUAUGCCGAUGACUGGUCUUUUGCUCUGGGUACUGAGAACCCAAUACCAAUCCUAAAUGUCUAGCUGAGCUCCAGGUGUGGGUGAUGCCGGUUGGCUGUGACUCAAUGCUGGUGAAACAGGUCCUUAUGAUAGAAGCUCACGACAAAGGGCAGGGCUACAGCUCAGCUUUGCUUACCAACCAGACUUACACUUGGGGGUUCAGAGUUACAAAAUGCUGAUCAUGUGCGGAAUCUUUGUGUCCUGGAUGGUGGAGUGACAUUUAGACAUCAGGUAUCAGCCACAAUCAGAUCCUCAUCUGAGGAACAUAGCCAGACUCCAGCACUUAUUUCCCUCAGAACCCUCAGAAGACCUACAGUCAUACAUGCAUUUGUAACAUCACACAUAGAACACUGUAAUGCCCUCUACCUGGGUCUCCCAGCAAAAGAAUUGCAGCACUUGUAGCUUGUACAGAAUGCAGCAGCCAGGCUGUUACCUAACCAGCCCGUUCCUGCCACAUACCACCCAUUCUCUGCUCCCUCACCGGCUGCCUGUAAGAUGGUGACUCUGGGCCUGAUUCAGGUUGGUUUGCAGUGUGCGAUCCAACCAGAAUUAUUGAGAAAACAUUGCAGGCGCAGCACCCAUCCUGCGCAUGCGUCCUCAUUUUCUUUGGGGGGAGCAGAACAUGUGAUUGGCCCUGCCUGUCAAUCAGGCAGAGGUGGUCGCUGGGGGGCAGGUAACGCUCCAUUUCCAGGGAUUAGACUGGGCAUUGUAGGACAAACGAGGGCGUGAUCACGUCUGCUACGUGACAUCACACGCAGCUGCCACGAUCGAGAACGUGGUGUGCCAACUGCGGGUGCAGCUAAGCUGAACCAAUAGGAGGCUUCACUAAUUUCUAUGAUGGAGCAGAAAUUGUGAGGCGAUCGUAAUUUCUGCUUCAUCAAGGGGGGAGGUGGCAGUCAGCAUGCUAGGAAAAGGAUUGCAAACGCUGCUAAUUAGCAGCACCAUAUUACAGAAUCUUACUAACUCUCCGAGCCUUACAUGACCAGGGUCCAUGGUACCAGAAGCAGCUUCUGACUCCUUACUGCCCUGGUUACAGCCAUCUGUUGAUGAAGGACUGUUAGCAGUACCAUAAAUGCCCAAGCAGUGCUUAGAUGUCAGGGGGAGACAGGGUGGGUGGCAGUAGUGCAGUCGCGGGGCUGCUGCAGGCAGUGGGUAAUAUUGUCCCCAAUCAGCGCUGAGGUGGCAGACAGGACGAGUGGCAGUAGUGGGGGCUGCUGGAAGCAGUGUGUAAGUGGGUAAUGUUGUCCCCAAUCAGCGCUGAGGUGGCAGACAGGGCGAGUGACAGUAGUGGGGGCUGCUGGAGGCAGUGUGUAAGUGGGUAAUAUUGUCCCCAAUCAGUGCUGAGGUGGCAGACAGGACGAGUGGCAGUAGUGGGGCUGCUGGAGGCAGUGUGUAAGUGGGUAAUAUUGUCCCCAAACAGUGCUGAGGUGGCAGACAGGACGAGUGACAGUAGUGGGGGCUGCUGGAGGCGGUGUGUAAGUGGGUAAUAUUGUCCCCAAUCAGCGCUGAGGUGGCAGACAGGACAAGUGACAGUAGCGGGGCUGCUGGAGGCAGUGUGUAAGUGGGUAAUAUUGUCCCCAAUUAGCGCUGAGGUGGCAGACAGGACGAGUGGCAGUAGUGGGGGCUGCUGGAGGCAGUGUGUAAGUGGGUAAUAUUGUCCCCAAUUAGCGCUGAGGUGGCAGACAGGACGAGUGGCAGUAGUGGGGCUGCUGGAGGCAGUGUGUAAGUGGGUAAUAUUGUCCCCAAUCAGCGCUGAGGUGUCAGACAGGAUGAGUGGCAGUAGUGGGGCUGCUGGAGGCAGUGUGUAAGUGGGUAAUGUCCCCAAUCAGUGCUGAGGUGGCAGACAGGAUGAGUGGCAGUAGUGGGGGCUGCUGGAGGCAGUGUGUAAGUGGGUAAUAUUGUCCCCAAUCAGCGCUGAGGUGUCAGACAGGAUGAGUGGCAGUAGUGGGGGCUGCUGGAGGCAGUGUGUAAGUGGGUAAUAUUGUGCCCAGUCAGUGCUGAGGUGGCAGACAGGACGAGUGGCAGUAGUGGGGGCAGCUGGAGGUAGUGUGUAAGUGGGUAAUAUUGUCCCCAAUCAGCGCUGAGGUGUCAGAGGGGGAGACAGGGCGGAUGGCCGCAGUGCAGUACCAGGGGCUGCUGGAGGCAGUAAAGAGGUGUAUGGGUCCCGCACAGAACCAAAUAAUAAUUAGACUUAAUGAUGAUUAUGCUUCCUUAUGUCUAAUUAAUCCCUUGUAUGUGAUAAUUUAUUGUUAUUUGCUGUGUCAGCCUUUAUGUGUGUUCUGUGUAAUAAUCCUGAAAGUACUGGUGCUACCGAUCUCGCAUCAUUUGUAGUAACUUGGAAAAGAUGAGAUAUGAGAUGCACGCUGGAAGCUUGUAGGGAGUUAAUCAGAGAUAGACGCAGAUGUGACAUCACUCAGCCCCCUGGAAAAUGGUCCCGGCCCGCGUUCACCCCUCAGGGAUGCGACCGCAAUGUGUGUGUCCGCACGGCCGCUGCGCAUGUGCAUUUUGCCACCACCAGCAAACUGCUGCGGGCAGCUAUUGCAGCUGGGUCUGAAUGUCCCCCCUAAGGCUUUUGGCUCUCCUGAUAUGUAUCUGUUUUACUUACCUGCAAUACUAAAACAUAACUUGAAUUGUUUCUGUGCUUUAAAGGAUAUUUCUCAUACGUCCUAGAGGAUGCUGGGGUCCACUUUAGUACCAUGGGGUAUAGACUUCUGCAGGAGCAAUG
Molecule: messenger RNA, 5356 nt
Organism: Pseudophryne corroboree (corroboree frog)
Lineage: Eukaryota; Metazoa; Chordata; Amphibia; Anura; Myobatrachidae
Product: oocyte zinc finger protein XlCOF22-like
Exons: 7
Coding region: 162-2426 (754 amino acids)
Biological process (GO): embryo development; regulation of transcription by RNA polymerase II; urogenital system development
Cellular component (GO): chromatin; nucleus; PcG protein complex
Molecular function (GO): RNA polymerase II cis-regulatory region sequence-specific DNA binding; DNA-binding transcription factor activity, RNA polymerase II-specific
Source: RefSeq, a predicted model, not a curated record